CGCAAAUGGCGUAGAUAGCCACAUUGAAAACGAGCAACGGGACAUAAAACAGAGUACGUCUGUGUUCUGAAUCUCUCCUUCCCGUAAAAACCACUCCGGUCCGGUCAUUCAAUCAAACGUGCCAACCCUGCUCGGUUGCUCCACAACAAACCGAUCCACGCUGAGUGUUUUCACCAUUUUCAGUUUAAUUUCUGCAGCGUGGCGGAAAAGGGUCCCUGUGCACACUGUGUGGAUGUGCGUAGAAGCAGCGGUGCAGCAGUCCUGCUGUUGAGAGCAUAAAGCCUAAAUAUGGUGAGGCUGGAGCUGGAUCAGGUGGUGAUGAGGAGGAUGAAGGAGGACGACAUAGAGAUAGUCAAAGCCCUCAUCAAGGAGGGCUGCGAGGGCACAGAAAACCGUCUCAUCCUCCACAUCCUCACUCGUCCGCUCUGCCUCUUCAUCUUGGCUGUCUUCUCCUCGAUCUUGCGCUGCCUUGUUCAUUCCUUCAUCCUGGCCCUCGCUAUUCCUGUCUUCCUGCUAAUUAUCUUUCUCAAGAUCACCAUGCCGCGGUCCACAGGGGUCCUGGGCAGCAGCCGUCCCUCUUGGGACUAUGUGGGUAGCAGUUACAGAGGGACAGAGGAGGAAACGCUGCAGAAUCCCUACUGUAGGAUCAGUGGCAAGACACCAGGGUCUAAAAAGCCAAGACGCAGAAUCACACCCAAAGACAAAGAAUUGUCAACAGAGAACAUCACUCCAGAGAGGGAGCAGGAAGCAGGCCAGGUCUGGGUGGCAGAGUGCGACGGUGAGAUAAUCGGCUGCGUCUUCAGAGAAAGCGAGAAGCGAGCAGGCAUCAGGAGGAUCUGCAGGGUGGUGACGGGUUGCUGGUACCGCAGGGAGGGUCUCGGCCGACUGCUCGUCCAGAGCCUGGAGCAGAGGGAGAGGGAGGCUGGCGCACACAGAGUGUAUGCACACGUCCCCUACCCCUCCAAAGUUGGGGAGGCCUUUUUCAGGAAGCUGGGCUAUCGGCAAUUAGGGGAGGAGACUGAUGAAGAAGAAUAUGAUAAAGAGAGGAAGAUGGAGACUCCAGAGAGAGGCUUUCUUGGACACCCUCUCACUAAAGUGUUUUACAAGGACUUGUGAUUGAGAGAUGUGGACUCUUGGAGAGGAAGAAGUGGCUAAGGUGAAGAAGCCAUAACGUAUAACUGUGGAAAGUGUCAUUGCUGCAGUGUGUUUGGAUGUUUGAUAAUUAAUUGAAUAUUUGUGUUAUUUAUGCCAAUAUUUAUUUACUCUAUGUGUUCUGUUCUGUUUGUUUUAAAGCUGGGGUAGGCUGAUUAAUUUUGGUAUCAUUGGACAAAAAUCUUAUAAUAAACUUUGAGCAUGUUGUCAUUAAAGUGGACUGAGAGAGCAAUAGACUUCUGCUUUAGAAAAUCUAGCAUCUGAGCGGGGACUCUAGACAGUCAAAGGUCAUUUCAGAGAGAGGGCGUUCCUAUUGGCUGUUCUACAAAUGCAGAUGGACGUGCAUGUCCCUUUGGUGAAACCCUGAUUCAAUGGCAGAGAAUCCUGCUGAGAAAGUUGCUAUUCCAGCAUUAGCAACUACAGUUUCUGCAAAGCAACCAAAAAAGUGAGACAAACUUAUCAGAAAGAGUCAGACAAUAAAUGUAAUAAGACAUUUCAAGAUAAUAUUUAACACAGAAUAUGAGCAUGCAGAUUAACAGAUUAUUUGUGCGCCUUAAGAUUUAACAGAAGUUUUUGGCGCUUGGACACCAGAGGGAGAUAUUUUGCGAUUGAGGGACAUGUGAGCGGCAGCAGGAUAAAACGUCCCUUAUGGAGUCCAGACACUAGUGGCGGUGGUGGCUGCUGACUCUGAGGCUGCUGACUGCUCAGGCAUAUGAGGCUGAUGAAUCUGUAGUAAAGACUAGGUGGUGAUGGGGAGGUGGAGGGCGCGCAUGACGGCAGCAAGAAAGAACUACGGCAGAGAAAGAACCAUAUUUAAAAUGAGGAGCAAUGAGAAAGACUGACAGAGAAGGUGUGUCGCUGUGCUAUUGGUUGACUUUGAAUCAGCUGAUGAUUCAACUGACCUACCCAGACAAUGACACCGAGAAACAGUGAGCAAGCAAGCAUGCAUGGAAGGAGUGAAAGAAACUUACAGCCUCCGCAUGAAAAGUAUUGUCUUCUUGACUGAACUUUAACUAGAGCUUCAUAUGUCAGUAUCUGCAGAGCAUUUCAAAGACUGUGAGAAAACGGUGCUUAUAAGUUUAGCCUUCUGCUAACUGGAGCCAAAGGCUCACGGCAGCGGCUUCCUGUUCACGUUUAUGUAGCUAACGUUAGAGCCUUGAAUCACAACAUGUCCGCCACCUCACUACCCCCGCUAUAGACCACCUUGCUGGUGGGAAAACGGGCAACAACUCCAGAGAAGGACCUCCAGUCUGUGGCAACGGUAUCUUUAAUUCAGCCAUUGAAAAACUCUAGCUCCAUGACUCCCAGCCAGAUCAACAAACUUUCUGUUGCUGCUGUUACAGAGGUCAGACGUGCCACUGCAGCUGGGCACCAGCCAGCUUUGACACCAGGCUAAAUCUGGCUGAAUUUGAGCCACUUAAGCCACGGACUGAAGAUCUGUCUCCUGAGCUGUUGCCCACUCUCCUCCCAAAGAAGCAGUCCACAGCAGCAUUGAGUGUUGCUGUGAGACUGUGGGGCGGCUAGCGAGCUAAUUCUUGUCUUAUUUGUGGUCUAACGAAUGCUGAGAAAGAGAGUGGGGGAAGGAGGGGCUGAGUGAAUGAGAUGCAGCAACUGUAUUUGAAAUAAGUUUAUUUUGUUUACUUUUUUGCCAGAUUUCUGCCUACCCCAGCUUAAAGUAUAGUGUUUACCUUUUCAUCCUAUAAGGUACCAUAUCUCUAUACUCUUAAAACAAAUGGUUAUUUCUUAUUUAUCAAUUCAAAGUUGACGCCAUGAAGCCACAGUCGUGUUGUUUUCAUCAU
Molecule: messenger RNA, 2951 nt
Organism: Epinephelus fuscoguttatus (brown-marbled grouper)
Lineage: Eukaryota; Metazoa; Chordata; Actinopteri; Perciformes; Serranidae
Gene: nat14
Product: N-acetyltransferase 14 (GCN5-related, putative)
Exons: 4
Coding region: 289-1116 (275 amino acids)
Molecular function (GO): N-acetyltransferase activity
Source: RefSeq, a predicted model, not a curated record